Molecule: messenger RNA, 1320 nt
Organism: Suhomyces tanzawaensis NRRL Y-17324
Lineage: Eukaryota; Fungi; Ascomycota; Pichiomycetes; Serinales; Debaryomycetaceae
Gene: MDJ1
Product: Mdj1p
Exons: 1
Biological process (GO): protein refolding; response to heat
Cellular component (GO): cytoplasm
Molecular function (GO): heat shock protein binding; ATP binding
Source: RefSeq, a predicted model, not a curated record
AGAUCGUUCCAUGCUUCCGUAUCGCCAAAGAUAAGCUUCGAUCCAUACCAGACCUUAGGUGUGGACAAAGGAGCCGAUCAAAAGGAUAUCAAGAAGGCUUAUUAUCAAUUAGUGAAAAAGUUCCAUCCGGAUGUGAACAAGGAGAAAGAUGCAGAGAAGAAGUUCCACAAGAUCCAAGAGUCGUACGAGCUUUUGAGUGACAAAGAGAAGAGAGCCCAAUACGAUCAAUUUGGGUCGUCUGCAUUCGACGCCAAUGGAAACGCUAAUCCAUUUGCAGGUGGUGGAAACCCAUUUGGAGGAGCAGGAGGGGGAAAUCCAUUUGGAGGGGCAGGAGGCGGCCAAGGGUUUGGAUUCAACUUCGAAGACUUGUUCACUGAGGCUUUUGGUGGAGGGGGCCGUGGUGGAGGCCGUGGCCGUGGUUCUUUUGUCACAGAGCACGUUGGGGACAACAUCGAGGUGCUCAAGUCCAUCACAUUCAAAGAAGCAAUUUUCGGCAAAAAGGUGUCGAUCAACUACAAGGCAGUGGACAAGUGCAACACAUGCAAAGGCAGUGGAUUGAAGACGGGAAAGAAGAGAAAGACCUGUGGCACCUGUCACGGAACCGGCCAAAGCACCCAUGUCUUGGGUGGGUUCCACAUGGCGUCGACUUGUACCAGCUGUGGCGGUUCCGGAGUCACCAUUGACAAGGCCGACCAGUGUAACACAUGUCAUGGCCACGGGGUGGAAGAAGUGCCCAAGACCACCAGCGUGGACUUGCCUUGCGGAAUUGAGGAUGGUACCCGUUUGAGGGUUCCUGGUGCGGGAGACUCCCCCUUUGUUGCUCAGGACGAAUACAACCGUGUGCGUAACGGUGACUUGAUAAUAAGAGUUAACGUGGCCAAGGAUCCGGUAUUCCUGCGUUCCGGCAACAACAUUGUGGUCAAGCAAGACAUCUUGAUGACGACAGCAGCAUUGGGAGGCGAGAUUGUGGUGCCUACCAUCGAUGGGCAGAACAUCAAGUUGAAACUCCGUUCUGGAGUCCAGAACGGCCGCAAGAUGACCAUUCCUGACAAGGGAGUUCCUAUCGGCAGAAACUUGAACAACAGAGGCGACCUCGAGGUGGUGCUCAACGUCAAGACGCUUGUGCCCGAGACUCCAAUACAAACAGCGUUGUUGGAAGCGUUGGCAGAUGCCUACAAUGAUAAGAACGCCAAACGGACCGAUGCGCACUGGAAGUUGGAUGUGGAUGGCGAAAAGGUGGAGACCUUCCAGGAGGACGAGCAUCCUACCAAGACCCGGAUCGGCAAGUUCUUGGGUAAGUUCUUCAACAUGGGCGACAAG